Suricata suricatta (meerkat) is the source of this 957-nucleotide messenger RNA. Its product is annotated as olfactory receptor 226-like. The record is from RefSeq and is a predicted model, not a curated record. The coding region runs from base 1 to 957 and encodes 318 amino acids. Gene Ontology annotation, biological process: G protein-coupled receptor signaling pathway. The transcript has a single exon. NCBI's taxonomy places the organism in Eukaryota, Metazoa, Chordata, Mammalia, Carnivora, Herpestidae. Gene Ontology annotation, molecular function: olfactory receptor activity; G protein-coupled receptor activity. Gene Ontology annotation, cellular component: membrane.
AUGUCCGUCGGGGACAAUCGCUCGGAGGUGACAGAAUUCAUCCUGGUGGGCUUCCCGGGCUCACUGGGCCUCCACGUGUGCCUGCUGGUGCUGUUCACGCUGGCCUACACGCUGACCGUCACAGAGAACGUGCUCAUCAUCGCCGUGAUCCGCGUCAGCUCCCCGCUGCAUAAGCCCAUGUAUGUCUUCCUCAGCAACCUGUCCUUCCUGGAGGUGUGGUACGUGUCUGUCACCGUGCCCAAGAUGCUGCUCAGCCUGGCGGAGCCCCAGUUCCGACACAUCUCCUUCACAGGCUGCAUGGCGCAGCUCUAUUUCUUCCUGGCGCUGGCCUGCACCGAGUGCACGCUCCUGGGCGUCAUGGCCUACGACCGCUAUGUGGCCAUCUGCAGCCCCCUGCGCUACCCAGCCAUCAUGAGCCCCGGCCUCUGCAGCUUCCUGGCCGCCAGCUCCUGGCUCUCGGGCUUCACCGUCUCCCUGGGAAAGGUCUUCUUCAUCUCACGCCUGGGCUACUGCGGCCCCAACGUCAUGAACCACUUCUUCUGCGACGUGUCCCCCCUGCUGAACCUGGCAUGCUCCGACAUGUCUGUGGCGGAGCUGGUCGACUUCCUCCUGGCACUGCUCAUCCUGCUGGGGCCGCUGCUGCUCACCAUCUUCUCAUACGCCGCCAUCCUCAGCACCGUGCUCCGCAUCCCGUCUGCCGCCGGCCGCCACAAAGCCUUUUCCACCUGUGCCUCGCACCUGGCAGUGGUGGUCAUCUUCUACUCCGCCUCCCUCUUCAUCUACGCCCGGCCACGCGCCAUCUACUCCUUUGACCUCAACAAGGUGGUGUCUGUGGUCUACACAGUGCUCACGCCCCUGCUCAACCCCAUCAUCUACUGCCUGCGGAACCAGGAGGUCAAGGAUGCCCUCCGCAAAGCUGUGCAGAGGGCGGCCCAGGCCCUGGGGUUCUUGUCCUAG